CUCCGCCACGCCGCCGCGCCGCGAGGCGCCCCGCGCCGUUGAACUCGUCCGUCUCGCUACACGCGCACGCAGUUGAAGCGAGCGCGCCUGCUAAAGCUCUUGUGCUCGCUGUUCAGGCGAUACUACGAAAUUGUCGGUUGUCUGUCCAUGAGAGUGCACGCUGCACGUAUUGUGCUCUGUGGAGUGGUGAUUCAGUGAUCCGUACUUUGUGUGCAAGUAUUUGUGGCUGUGUGGUGUAAUUGCUGUUGUGUUGGUGGUCUGAGAUCACCGUACAAGGAACUGCGAUCAACAGUACCCGGGAGCCUGAGAGGGCAGUGACCGCGGUCGCGAUCUCGAACCGCAGCAGUGCGAGCGCGGCGGCUUGCGGCAUGGAGUGCGGCGUGGCGGCGGGCGGGUACGCCGCGCCCCCCGCGCACCCCGCGCACCCCGCUCUCUCGCCGACCGAGCGCUCUCCCGCCAAGUCCGGCUUGCACGUCAACUUCAGCGACAAGGGAGAGGUGAAGGAGCGGCGCGAGAAGUUCCUCACGGCCAAGUAUGGCAGCCAUCAAAUGGCGCUAAUCCGCAAAAGGCUUGCCGUCGAGAUGUGGCUGUACGACGAGCUGCAGAAGUUAUACGAAACGCCGAAGGACAACGCGUCGGGUGCGGCGGGUGCGUGUGCCGCGUCUCAGGAGGUGGAGGUGGACAUCGACGAGCUGCUGGACAUGGACAGCGACGACCUCCGCCGCCGACACCUCACGACCUUACUAGCGGAUGCCAAAAAACCUCAAAAAGAUGUACAUAAAUUCAUAAAUGAUUUGCUAGAAAGAGCGAAAACACUUUAGAUUACGGACCUAAAUCUCAUGUGGUGGACUGAGCAGCGGAGUCCCGCCGUCGCCAAUGCUCGCCAAUACUGGCUGGCUGUAGCGGCCGGGGAUACUGUCGAGCGUGCAGCACGAGGCUCUCUGUAAUCUCUGUUCGCUGAAUCUAGGCAGGCCAUUGUUUUGCUACAAGACAAUUAUUGUAUACUUAAGGAUAGUUAUGUUAGGAAGUAUUGUAAAGUUAGCCGACUACGAUAUAAAUAUAGUUACAGUAACUGUAGGCGUCUAGUGUACGUGGAGUAGCGCCGUCCGGCCGGACGCUACAUUCGGAACUUGUUCUAAUUUAUGUAUAAGAGUAUUUCGAGUGCAAUAAAAUAAUCUUAAUGCUUGUGUGACGUACCUAUUUAAUGUACUGCGAGAUUGCUUUUUGUAAUUAAAACUUUCGAGACUGACUAGCAGUGGUCUAGCGCGCAGGUGUUACUCCCAGACAAUUUUGCCAUUUUCCAUGUGGAAGCGCGAACAGGGCUACAGCAGUUGUUACAAAUUAAACGCUAGUACAUACACACAUGCAUUCAAUAUGUUUGUAAUUCUAUUGAAGAUAUGUCACAGAUUGUCGAUGUGUUGGUCUACUAAACCUUUUAUCCCUUCAACGCAACAUAAACAUCUUCACAUGAAUGUCACGAUGAAGUAGCGGGUACCUUUUGUUUCAAUGGGUCGAUGGAGUAAUCUCAUUUCAACACACCAUUCAAGGUAUUCAUCAAACCGACACAUUGCUUAUUUAUAUUAUUUGCGCAGUAGCUGGGCAACGUGUCACAAGUUCCAUCCUCGCAAACAUAUAUCGGUGAAAGUGAAGUUAUUUUAAUAAAAAUCUGAUAUGCAGCUACAAAAACCGACUUCGCUCCAAAGUUUCGGUUUCACCUGAAAUAAGACUCUUGCACCUUAGUACUGUAUUGAAGAUUUAUACGUAGACAUAGUAAGGCAUACGAGACGAGAUCUGAGUGUGUGUGUGUGUGUGUCGCUAUUUAUCUGGUUGUGCUAGCUAUCGGUGUUGCCUGACCUUAGAUUCCCUCAGUCUUAAGAGCUGAGAGCUCUCGCCCCAGAGAGUAUCUAGGCCUCAUCACCUGCAUACAAGUAGGCAUUGUUAAGCAAAUCACCACGCUUGAUCAAGGCGAGCUGGUGGUUUUGAACUCAUUCUAAAUCAGAAAUUAAAAAUUCCAGAAUUCCUGGCGAUCUUUACCUUCAGUGUAUGUCAGUGGAGACUCAACAAUUUUAGAAAGUACCUAUGUACGAAGUAGGGGCAUGUCUCGGAAAAGUAGCAUUAUUUUUGGCCAGGUCUCGAACCGACCCUCAUGCAUGCGAAAGUUGGCUAUACCUCAGCGCCGUCACGUCCACCGUUGAACAAACCCAGGCCUAGCUAGGCCAACGUACGCCGCUGCCAAUUGUUUGUUAUCGUCUCGUUGCAAUAUUUGUAGCGGAGCUAGUCUCGGUCAUGUGCAGACUGGUGGUCUCCAAUUGUAAUUACUUUGUAAUAAAUAAUUUUAAUAAAAA
This is a messenger RNA of Spodoptera exigua (beet armyworm), 2345 nucleotides long. Lineage: Eukaryota; Metazoa; Arthropoda; Insecta; Lepidoptera; Noctuidae. The record is from the annotation of a GenBank genome assembly.